Messenger RNA from Carassius carassius (crucian carp), 2700 nucleotides. RefSeq names its product thyroid receptor-interacting protein 6-like. Bases 480 to 2207 code for a protein of 575 amino acids. The record is from RefSeq and is a predicted model, not a curated record. Lineage: Eukaryota; Metazoa; Chordata; Actinopteri; Cypriniformes; Cyprinidae. The transcript is spliced from 10 exons. Gene Ontology annotation, biological process: positive regulation of non-canonical NF-kappaB signal transduction.
ACAGAGAACUAAAAAGUAGUUCACAAGUGUAUUAGGUCAGCCACAAACCUAAAGCGAACACAACUUGCUGAUAGUGUUUACUCACAGCGUGUGAGAGUGUUCCUUUUUAGAAGAACAAAUCUAGUUUAAAUCAGCCGAGGCGACUUGCAGUAUUCGCAAUAUCUAACAAACAAAUAAACAAUGUAAACUGUAUUUAUUGUUGCUCACCGAUAAAGUGAAUGAUCUUUUAUACUUUAUUUAAUGCAUAGAUAGUUUAUUUACAAUGCUUAACAGUUUCAUUAAUAUAUACUACUUAGGGGUGCACGGGGCAUCUGGAACUGCAUGAACUGAACUUUACAAAUAAAACCCCAUAGAAAUAUCAGACACACGGACGCAGCGCGCCGGUUCAUUUCAUAAGCUGAUUUUGCAGAUGAACGAAGCGAGGAGAGGCAGAUGCUCGGUAGACUGGGAGUCUGUGGCGUUUUCAAGAGAAGACUGGUAUGUCUGGCCCCAACUGGAUGUCUCCAAGAACGCAGGGUAGCCCAGAUAGAGCUACAACACCAAUGUCACACGCUGGCCCCGCUCUCUACAGACCGACCAAAAAAGGUCUACCCGACCAGAGGCCCAAAUAUAACAUGUAUGACCAAAACGGCGGAACAGGAGGAAAUAGCAUGCCUGUAAGAUAUAUGGCUACUGGACCUUCAGGUGUAACCAUGCAACACCAGCAUCAAGAUGAUCGCUCGGGGUCUACUACCUACUACCCAUUGUCUCCACAAUCAGGAGACCGAUACUAUGCUCUAGGCCAGGGACCUAAAGAUGAACACCACACAUGGAACCCCCACAUGGCCAGCCAUGAACUUCAUAAUCUGGGAUCAGAGAAGCACAUCUCUAAUAUUGAUGCAGAGAUAGACUCUCUUACAUGCAUGCUGGCUGACCUGGACAGUCACCCUCAGAACUCAAGCACACAGUUGUAUGACAAUGUGCCUUACAGCAAGAACCUCCCUAUUGACCGCUAUAACCCACCCAACCAGAUGGGGGCUCCACCACCAAGCAGACAAUCAAUGGGCUACCCCCCUCCACUCCAAAACCAGUACCACCCUGCCCCACCUUACACCUCUACGCCUCAGCCAGACUAUGUUUACUCCUCUGUCGCCUCUUCCAUCCACAAACCUUAUCCACAACCAGUGCCUGCCUCCUAUACCACUGCCUCCACCCCAACCGGUCCACGUUUCACCGUACAGGUGAAAACGGCUCAACCCGUCACCUAUUCUCAGAGCGGACGGCAGGCAGAGCAAGCUUACACCCCUCCACCACCCUGCCAGCAUGCCUCUUACCCCCCUCAGCAAGAACGGCCACAUUAUGAGCCGCAGGGACAACGCUGGUACCCAGCGCCACCACCUCCUGCACAAGAACCUCAUGGAGAUCCAGCUGCCUAUAAGGGGGGGUCAGGAAAUAUGUCAGGAGGGCGAGCCGGCCAGGGACCACCAGUGAAGAAGAGUCAGGACCAAGUGUCAGCGUAUCAGUCUAACAAGCAGGGGGCAGCACCACACCCAGAGGAAGAGUUGGAACGACUCACCAAGAAGUUAGUGUAUGACAUGAAUCAUCCCCCUACUGAGGAAUAUUUUGGUCGAUGUGCUCGGUGUGGGGAUAAUGUUCUGGGAGAUGGCAGUGGCUGUAUUGCCAUGGAGCAGGUGUUUCAUGUGGAGUGUUUCACCUGUAUCACCUGUCAUGCCCGUCUCAGAGGCCAGCCCUUCUAUGCACUAGACAGGAAGAGCUACUGUGAGAGCUGCUAUAUAAGCACACUUGAGCAUUGUUCGAAAUGCUCAGAUCCCAUCCUAGACCGGAUCUUGAGGGCGAUGGGAAAGGCUUACCACCCUCGCUGUUUCACAUGUGUGGUUUGCGGCUGUUGCCUAGAUGGAGUGCCUUUUACUGUGGAUGCCACAUCUCAGAUCCACUGUAUUGAUGACUUUCACAGGAAGUUUGCUCCCCGCUGCUCGGUAUGCAGCCAGCCCAUAAUGCCAGAGCCUGGGCAGGAGGAAACCGUGAGGAUCGUUGCACUGGAUCGCAGUUUCCAUGUUAACUGCUAUGUAUGUGAGGACUGUGGUCUUCUCCUCUCUUCAGAGGGCGAGGGCAGAGGCUGCUAUCCCCUGGACGGACACAUCCUGUGCAAGAGCUGCAGUGCCCGUCGCAUCCAAGAUCUUUCUGCCAAAAUCUCCACCGACUGCUAAUGCCCUCGUCCCAUCACUCUGUGCCCUUUCUCUCCUUCAUGCUUAUUUUUCAGAAUGUACCACCAUCUAAACAUCCACCACCUGGUAUUUCUUUCUCAUCCUUGACUUUACGUGUUGAUCGCACAAAUAAUAUGAAGUCUUCCCUCUCAGGGUUGCAUAGAGCUGAGGAGAAAAAAAUAGCUCUUGUGCUUAGGGUAGUUUCACUGGAAAGCUGUUUCCUCAAGAAUAUAGAAAAACAGGUGGUGAAUGAAAUAUGAUGGUUAUUGUGUAUAAUCCUCAGCAUAAAAAAUGUGAGUCUUGUAAACAGGGUGCAUUUCUUCCUUUGGAGAAACAGUCACUUUUACAACACUUAAAAUAAUAACCUUUAAUGGAAAUAUAGUAACAAUGACAGUUUUCUCAAAUAAUGCCCCAAUUCUGCUGGCAGUUGGGGUCAAUUCAUAUUGUCUCCAUUCAGAUCAUCUUUGUUCUUUUAUCCUCUCAAAAACAAAAACGU